Molecule: messenger RNA, 12141 nt
Organism: Scomber scombrus (Atlantic mackerel)
Lineage: Eukaryota; Metazoa; Chordata; Actinopteri; Scombriformes; Scombridae
Gene: map2k7
Product: mitogen-activated protein kinase kinase 7
Exons: 11
Coding region: 2458-3933 (491 amino acids)
Biological process (GO): protein phosphorylation
Molecular function (GO): protein kinase activity; ATP binding
Source: RefSeq, a predicted model, not a curated record
CGGUAACGGCCAGAAUAGCCGGGGGGAAAAGCUCGUAGAGGCGGAGGGAGGGAGCGGAGGAGUCGGGGGUGUUAUACUGCUAACAGGCUAGCUACAUAAACAAACACCGAGUCAGCUUGCUCGGUCGGUUUUACUGUCAAACCACUCACUGAACAACGGGGGCAGUUUUCUAUAGCGAGUAAAGCUAAAAUUUAACCAUCUGAAGCGCUGUCAUGAAAUAUGUGUGUGGCAGUCACGUCCUGAAAUCUGUUUUGGUCCUGUCCUGUCAAACAUGCUAGGCUAACCAGCUAGCAGUCUGAGUGAUAGUCGGUGGCAGGCCCGGCGUCAGUCUGAACAUUUCAUGUAGUUUCCAGUCUGUUUGUGAUAUAUUACGCCAGUGCCAUGUAUCCCCAGAGUAUCAGUGAUUCAUCGCAGCUACCAGACAGAGUGUGUGGCUGUGAUUCUUGCGGAAAAGUCAGUUUUCACUGCCAAUUUUGACCCUUUUUGACGAGACUGACGCUAAUUUGUGCGAAGCUAGCAGACCGAGCUAACGUCUUACAUACGCGAAGUAAGGUCUGCUCAAAUGUUGACAUGUAAAACCAACCAAGAAUUAACCCCCUAAAUGUUAGUUUGAUACAGACACAUUGAGGUGAAGUCAUUCACAAUUUUUAGGGAAUAUGAAGUCUGUGUUAUAGGAGGUGGUGAAGCAGUAAUGUUCGGCCCAAGUCUUCAACAUGCUGACUGACAUGCAGGACUGAGACAAGAAGAAAGCUCUUAUAAGAAGGGUUAUUCAUUCUGUCCGUUUUAAAGCAAUAGACAGAUGCCCUAAUGAGCAUUGAAACUCUGUCUCUUGUCAUAAUCUUUCCUCCUGUUCAUACUGACCAUUAGAAGAUCCCUUCAUAAUGCACUUACAAUGGAAGUGAUGGAGGACAAAAUCCACAGUCCUGCUUCUGUGCAAAAAUGUAUUUAAAAGUUCAUCUGAAGUUAAUAUGAGUCAAAUCAAGUACAUAUAUUUCAUCAUUACAGUGCCAAAGUCCCUCUUUUUGUUACUAUACUCCCACCACAGCUCAACAGGGAAACACUGUCAGAGGAAACACAAAGAGGGAAUUUGAUGUAAAAUGUGGCAGAUAUCCGCUUCAUAUGACUAAGGCAGACUGCUGACCCUUUACAUAAGCUUCAAAUCAACUUUUAAAUGCAAUUUUGCACUAAAUGACUGUGUGGACACACUGUGGAUUUUGUCCCCCAUCACUUACGUUUAAAACACAUUUGAAGGGGAUAUUUUAUAAGCCAGUAUGAACAGGAAGAAUGAUCACAUUGAGGAAAACCUUCUUCAUUUGUGUGAUGUGUUCAUUUGGGUACAUGACUAUUGUUUAAGACAGACUUGACAAAAUUGUUAAUCUAUCCUUUAACUGUGUAAGUGGAUUUUAUCAAGUGCUUGCCAAUAUUAUAUGAAAUCCGUCAAUAAAGUCCAUUCUUCCUUGCAGAUCACACCAGCAUUCAUGUAAAAUUUUACUACAAACCUGUUUAUUCUUUUUCUUUGUUCGUCUUUGAAAAUAAGUUUGAUUCCUGAAGUCUUAUUUGCUGUCUGAGUCUGAAUGAGAGUGUAAAGUAAUGAGUGAGUGAGUUAGUUAAAGGACACAGUUGGUGAUAUUCUAUAUUUUUCUUAAGGUCAACAAAUCUCACGAAAAGACCGUAACCUUAAAAUAAGUCCAUGACUAGAUCUUUGUGCCAUCUUGUACCAUAACAUUUACAGAAAGUUAUGUGCCUUUAGUUAGUAUUCUAUAUGUUAACCAUUCUUGAUUGGCAGCUUUGUUACUUUAACCAGUUAACCUCCCAUCGCAAUAAUUGUGACAUUAAAAAAUGUAUCUUCAUUUAGGUUCAUUUUAAGGAAACAUAUACAUGUUACUAUAAUAUGUGUGGUGUCAUUUUAAAGGGAACAUUUUUGACUUACAUUCAAGUCCAGUUAUAUUUUCUGUGCAAUCAAAACCUGAUACAUUAUUCCUCUGUGCAAUAGAUGUCCAUAGUUGUCCAAAACCUUUUAAAAAUACAAACAUAAGAGUUUGUAUUUUAAGUGAUGAGUAUGAUCAUCACUUUCACUAUGAUGAUCAUACUCAUUGUAGUUUACUUAAAGUUGAUCCAACAUCAACAUCACACUGCUGUAAAUACUCACUAAAGCACCAAAUCUGAUUUAAUCUGCAACUGAAAUAGUUCCUAAUAAUCACACUAUAAACAACAGUGCUCACCUGUUUUAGCCUUUAUUCAAAUGAAACUAUAUUAUGAGCCAUUUUCAAAGUUCAUUUGUUCAUUAGGAAUGAAUGGGCUUGAGGCAGACAGGGUAGGGAAGCUGGAAAGUAUGAAAAGAUGGACUAAAAUAUUGUUGAUUUUGCUCUUUUUACUAUUAGACAGUAAGACAAAUAUAAAAUAACCCCAGUGUUCCCCUUUAAAUCACCCUGCUCACAUUUCUGUGUUAAUGUACGAAUGGAUGGUAGGUGUGUGUCAGGGAGGUCAGUGAUGCAAGUCAGAAGGUCUUUGUUUUUUUGCCAUUUUGUGUGUGUGUGUGUGUGUGUGUGUGUGUGUGUGUGUGUGUGUGUGUGUGUGUGUGUGUGUGUGUGUGUGUGUGUGUGUGUGUGUGUGUGUGUGUGUGUGUGUGUGUGUGUGUGUGUGUGUGUGUGUGUGUGUGUGACACGUACAUGUGCGAUCGUCUCAGUAGUACAGUGCAGUAAUGUGCGUGUGUGUAUAUUUUCUUUCCUCUGUCUAGUCAUCGUGAUCCAGCUCAGUCCUGCUCCAGCCCCUUCCCAGCGUGCAGCGCUUCAGCUGCCCCUGGCCAACGAUGGAGGCAGCCGGUCAUCGUCUUCAGAGAGCUCGCCUCAGCACCACCCCUACCCCAGCCGCCCGAGACACAUGCUCACCCUGCCCACACCUCCAUAUGGCCUACAGAAGAGCCUAGAGAAUGCAGAGAUCGACCAAAAGCUGCAGGAGAUCAUGAAACAGACGGGUUAUCUGAAGAUCGACGGUCAGAGGUAUCCAGCAGAGGUAACAGACCUGAUCAGUGAAGGGGAGAUUGGCAGCGGCACCUGUGGACAGGUCUUCAAAGUGCGAUUCAAGAAAACAGGCCACGUCAUCGCUGUCAAACAAAUGCGUCGUACAGGAAACAAAGAUGAGAACAAGAGGAUUCUGAUGGACCUGGAUGUGGUGCUGAAGAGUCAUGACUGCCCUUACAUCAUCCAGUGCUACGGCGCCAUAGUUACCAACACGGAUGUAUUCAUUGCCAUGGAGCUGAUGGGAACGUGUGCAGAGAAGCUGAAGAAGAGAAUCCAAGGCCCCAUCCCAGAGCGAAUCCUAGGAAAGAUGACAGUGGCAAUAGUGAAAGCAUUGCUUUACCUGAAAGAGAAACACGGUGUCAUCCACCGGGACGUCAAACCCUCCAACAUCCUCCUGGACGCUAAAGGUCAGAUCAAACUGUGCGACUUUGGCAUCAGCGGACGCCUCGUUGACUCUAAGGCUAAGACCCGCAGCGCUGGCUGUGCAGCUUACAUGGCGCCUGAGAGAAUAGACCCUCCAGAUCCCACCAAACCUGACUAUGACAUCCGAGCAGACGUGUGGAGCCUUGGCAUCUCUCUGGUGGAGCUGGCCACUGGACAGUUUCCCUACAAGAACUGCAAGACAGACUUUGAGGUUCUGACCAAAGUGCUGCAGGAAGAUCCUCCUCUGCUGCCUCUCAGCAUGGGCUUCUCCCUCGACUUCCAGUCCUUUGUUAAAGACUGCCUCACAAAGGAUCACAGAAAAAGGCCAAAAUACCACCAGCUGCUGGAGCAUAGUUUCAUCCGGCGUUACGAGGUGCUGGAGGUGGAUGUGGCCGGUUGGUUCCAGACAGUGAUGGAUCGCACCGAGUCGCCUCGCAGCAGCCAGUGUUACAGCCAUCAGCACCAGCUCCACUCGCUCUUCAGUAGGUAGCCUAGCCUAGCCCAGCCCAGCCCGGUGUUAGCUUAGCCCUACGCUAGUCUAGCCUAGCUUUAGCUUCGCCAAGCCCAGACUUAGUCUGCCCUAGUCUAGUCCAGCGUUAGCAGCUAAGCCUAGCCUUAGACCCAGCCCGCCUGGUCAUCUGUCAACCAGAGAACCUGAAUAGCCCUCAGAAGAGGGCAAGACGGAGACUCGAUGGAUGGACAGAUGGAUGAUUGUCAGAGAGAUGGACUGAUGGAUGGAUGGAUGAUACAGGUGGUUCUGUUUAUCAGUGAAUUGAAUCUGGACAGGCAGACAUGAGACGGAUGGAAAAGAGAGAAAAGUGUACACUGUAGUUAGCUUCAUUAUGUCUCGUCUAUUACAUCAUGUCACAUCACAAUGUGUGUAACUGCCACACACACACCUACAUACAAACUGUGUGUGUGUGUGUGUGUGUGUGUGUGUGUGUGUGUGUGUGUGUGUGUGUGUGUGUGUGUGUGUGUGUGUGUGUGUGUGUGUGUGUGUGUGUGUGUGUGUGUGUGUCUUGAAUGUGUGUCUACAUUUCCUCCAAUUUUAAAUAGUCAUUUACGUACAUGUCUGUCUCCAGCAUUGAUCCAAGCCGUUGGAUUAGUCAACAGAGUAGUCACUACACACUGGAACAAAGCAUCUGCUACAUUAGCAAACAUGAAUCUCUUUUGUACAUAAACAUUACUGAGGACGCAACAAUUUCCGGUGCAAUUAUGAUUCUUCAGGUGUUUCUACUAUCACACAUUCUCAGGCUGUGUGCGUGUGCGUGUGUGUGUGUGUGUGUGUGUGUGCGUGUGUGCAUCAGAGAGAGAGAGAAUAUCUGUGUGUAUGGAUAGAUAUCAAGACACAGUCACUGGUUGUUGUUUUGUUUUUUAAGUGAAAUUAUAUUUCCUCGUCAUGUAUUCACCUUCACACUACAGCUCUAAUACACAAACUAUAUACAUUUAUCUGUUGGCCUGUGCUUAAUUUUUAACAUGUAAUGAUAGUAACUGUCAUUAACAUUUAAUAGAAAUAUGUUUUGAACACCCAUUGUUUUAUUUAGCAGCUGCAUAAUUGGAAAAACACAAUGAAAAAGAACUACAAAAAAAAUUUGUGUUGCUUUCUAGCUUUGUAGAAAAGUGGUCAUUUGUGGAUUUGUUUUUUUAUUCAGAAAGAAUUUGCUGAACUGGAAGAUCAUUAUAAGAGAUGGAAAUAUACUAAGAAGAGAAAAGAUGAAUGAGAAAGUAGAAGAAGAGGGUUUGUACGUCUGUAUGACCACGUGGAAGACUGAAUAACUGUUACUAGUGUGAGAAACGAGAGAAUUGCUGGAGGAGAAAAUGGGGGCAGAGUGUUUUUUCAUUCAGAAGGCCAAGAACAGGAGCUUAUCUUGUACAAAGAAUAUAAAUGGGGUAGAUCUUAUUACUUGUGGAGCAUUUCUUUACUUCACUCUGUUUGUCUACCUCUCCCUCUUUGUCCACCUCUCUGUCUGCCUCUGCUGUUUAGUGUGACGUAAAGCUCCACAGUGUUACCAUACCAAAGGCUGCCUGUAGGUUGUUGUUUGUUGGUGGUGGUGUUGGUGGAGGCCAAGACUCAGACCUGCUCCUGGAAUGUGUUGGACAUUUAGAGAACACACAGUCUUGGUAAAGCAGCCUGUGAAGUUUUUAGAUCUUAGAGCAGGGGUCUCAAACCACCAGCCUGCGGGCCACCAGAUCUCAAAGCUGACCACAUGUUUAGAAUUGAUUGUGUAACGGGGCCCACAACCGUCUUUUUCUUUUAUUCUAUCCAUACAUUUUUCACUCUGUUAGAUCAUUAUUAUUAUUUGAAAAUGAUCAUGUAGCUUUUCCAGUGGUGCAACUAACAAUUUUAAUGUUUUCAUUAUUGAUGAAUCUAUAUAAUCAAUUCAUCAUUCAUUCUAUUACAUUUCAAACAAUAGUUAACAAUGAAAAGUUUCACAAGUCCACAGAUGAGGGUCAUAAUUUCUACUAACUUUUAUGACAAAGUGUAACUAUAUUAUUGGUUUUUUUUAAAAGCAGCAAAUCUUCACAUUUGAAAUACUGAAACUGGUGAUUUUUUGCUACAAAAAUUAUUAACAAAGAUUAAUUGAUCAUUAAAAAUUGUUGCAGAUUAAAUUUCUGUGGACUAACUAAUGGAUUCAUCAUGUAAUCGUACCUUCCAUCAGUGUGCAGAUGUAGAGUAGCCUACCUGGCACCCAACUGAGUUUAAUGUGACUGUGAGGCUCAUCUGUGAGAUAAGAAACUGCUGUUCUCCAGCAAAACAAUCUCAAGCAACAUUACUAUACUAAACAUGUUAAACCUGUUUUAAAAAGGUAUUAUUAUAGUAUUUAUACAGUCCCAUUAGGAGAAAACAUUGUGGCCCCCAGGUAGCUAGACUUUGAGACCUCUGACCCAGAGGAUUGCUAAAAUGAAAUUGAGUGUGUCAGGCUCGAUUGAACCAAGCACACCUGAACUGGUCAGAGUGUUUGAAACUGUUGUGUGUAGAUGUACUCUAAUGAGCGCAGGGCAGUCACAGCCAAAGCCUCCUAGAUGUGCAGACUCAAACCUCCCCUCUCCCCCGUCACGCACCGAACCAAAUCACUGCUAGACACAGAGAACUGAGGAGUGGCAGCGAUAGAGAGAGGAAACCGUUAAGUGUCUGAGAGAGAGAGAGAUCGAGGAAUGUUGUCAAGAUGGCAGAAAAGAUUAGUGGAAAUGAAACAACUGGAAAAAGAAAGGAUAGGACAGCGUGAGGCAAGAAGGAAGACAGUGAGUGUUAAGAAAGUGUGAUGGGAAGUUAAAAGAAAAGUCAGAUUGUUGGUACAGAUGACAGGAAGUAAGUUUGUGAGAGAGAAGAGCAGAAAACAUCAGCUCUGAGGCUAGCUAGUUAUUGUAAAAAGCUUUCAUGGUGUUACACCAACCUACCAAUUAUGAUUUUAGCGAGUGAGUUAGCGUGUCGUGUUUAUGAUGUUUACUGUUCUGUUCAAACUUUGUUAUUUAUUUACAUUGCUACUGCUGCUACUAUUUUAUUGCUUUAGACGCUGCUGUCACUUCUUUUCCCCAAAGGACAAAUACUUUAUUCUUUUUUUUUUUUCUUUUAAGCCAAAUAAGUGAAAUAAUGCAAUGUCUACACGUGUUACCAAAUACAGAAGAGCAAGUCAGAAGAAGGUGAAAGCAAGUGGGCAAUGACAGGAUGGAUAGAAAGUGCAGGGAGGUCAGUUUCACAGAAAGUACUAACUUACACACAGAAUAUAAACACACAGCUCACCUCAAAUGUAGCUCUAUGUGUAAAGGAAGUAGUUAAUCAUUUAUAUCCCUUCGUCACACUACAAAUGUACAGUGUAGAUAUGAUUCUGGGGGAUGUCUGUCUGUCCAGAUGCUUUUUGUUACUUCCAUCCUUCCCUCUGUCCAUCCAUCCCUCCAUCUGUCCACAGGUCACCUGCAAGCUUGACAACCUUGACAGUUCACACCAAAGGUGUCCACAACUCAACAAAAUACGAAAGAGCAUUGUUGUUAUUGUUAUGACUAUUGUUAUUGACAUUAUAAUUGAUUACUCUCAGCUAUGACACGUAUGAAAUCUCUUUUAUAGCUAGUGGGAGAAGGUGUAGGGGCGGCGCUGUAGUGCAGCAGUGCCUGUGUAUGUGUAUGUGUGUGUGUCUGUGUCUCAUAUACUGUACAGGGGGAGACUGGCACACUAACGCAUGACAACGGCCGAGCAAUCAAACCAGCUGGCUCGUCCUUUUACUCAGUGAAUCAAAUUUAACGUAGCAGCCUGUAUCUGGAAGCAAGUUCAACUUAGUCUGGCUCUCUUCGGGCUUUACUGAGCCACUGAACCAAUCACAAAGCUGAUUAUAAACUAGCUCAGCUGCAGAUGAGUGACAAAAGGAAAAAACAACAUAAAGUGUGUUAGUAAGUUGUUCGGCCACCAUAUACCACCAGAACAGCUUCAGUGCACGUUGGCAUUGAUUGUACAGUCUCUGAACUCUACUGAAGGAAUGAACAUUAUUCUUCCAAAAGAUAUUCCCUCAAUUGGUCUUUCCAUGAUGGUGGUGGAGAGCACUGUCUAAUACGUCUGUCCAAAUUCUCCCAUAGGUGUUCAACUGGCCAAAACUGGGCCCGCUCAGUUAGGGCUGGGCGAUUAUGGCAAAAAUCAAAAUCAUGAUUAAUUGAACUUUUAACCUCGAUUACGAUUAAUGAACGAUUAUCUCCACCCUUGAUGAACAAUUAUGUAUUUUCACAGUUUCUUUUGUUUUGUAUUUUACACUGCUGCCCUCACACCAUAUUUUGUGAUAUUUUCACACAUGAGUAUCUUUAAGGAGUGGAAAUAAUGAUGUUUUAAGGUGUGAUGCUGUGGUUAAUGUCUAGUUUACUUGAUUAUAACUAUGAAAAGAUCAAUAAAUAAUCACUGGAGAUAAUUUUUCAAAUUCCUUAAAGAUAUGCAACCUUUACUGUCAUGGCAACAGUUAACACCACGAUUAAUUGACAUGAGCAAGAUUAAGUCGAUUAGAGUUUCUAAAUGUCAGUUUCGAAUAGUUUUCGAUUAAUUGCCCAGCCCUACGCUCAGUGUUUUUAUACAUGCCAGCGAAUAUGAUUGGAUUUCUUAAUUGUAUCAUGCAGUGCAGCUGUGUGGAAGCAUCUGCAUUCAUUGUGUUUAUCUACUCAUUAAUUCAGGUUUUCCUCUAAUUUGUCACCCAUCUGUAUGAGUGUGUUAAAUCAUCAGAUCUUUGAAUUUAAUCCUUAAUAUGACAUGAGUUGUAAUGGUGACAUCUACAGGCUAUUUAGGGGAUUGCAGCAGCAAAAAAUAACACUUAGCGAUCUGAAAUACAAUAUCAUCAUCGUAAUAGAAUAAAAUAAGAAAGACUAACGUUAAAAAUAAAUGUGUACUCUCGAGAGUGCAGCACAGGUUACCAUGGUGAUGCACCACACUAAAAAUGAGACAUCUUCGUGAUGCUAGAAAACCUGAGUGAAGCCAAAAGGAGAGCCGGAUAAUCCACUAAUGUCUCUUGGUGAUACAGGCCCGUGAGCAUAUGUGAGCCAUUAGCUUGGCCUUUGUCUGGUUUUAGUUUGGAGUCCAGAAUCUGACCUGGAAACGGUCUACCUUCAAACAGUGAACGGUUGACCUCCUUAUGUUAACUCUCCAAAUAACAGGUUUCAGGGCCGACGCAGAUGUAUAGACACCUGAAUCUGGUGCUUUGUAACCAUUAGCUGUACUGAACCUGCAGCACAGCAUACUUGUUUUGUUUUUUUUAAACGUGACUCGGAGACGGUGCAACCCCCUUUUCAAUGUUAACUUUUUGCAUCUCCAAACACAAAGAUAGACCCAGUCUCCUGCUGCCAAGGUUUCCUUUGUUAAACUGUAUUUUACAAACACACGCACGCACACACAUGCUCAACCGUGCCGUCUGUGUGCAUUUCCAUCCAAACAUCUGAUUGGCUGACGGUGCCACGCUGCACCUCUGUGAAACCAGGUCAGGCCAGGUGUGCAUCUGCUCAUAACUAAGGAAGCAAAACAUCACUCAUGUACACACACACAUCCACACCAAAUGUAUAAAGUUAACCCAUCCUACACAGCGAUGCUGGCUACUGCCAACCGUGGCUUUAUGUGUAUAUUAGCUUGCCAGGUGUGAGGCCAGCGCUGUAUUAAAAACAGUAAAGCUGCGCUGUGCCUUGGUACCGGGGAAGGGGGGCGAGUGUGCGUGUGCGUGUGUCGUAACCCCAUCUGUAAGUAAACCAAAUAUCAUUUUCACUAUGCAGUCAUUCAAACCAUGUCGGCUUGCUUCAAUGAGGGGAAAAAAGCCUCCUGUACAUACACAGAUUUACGGAUAAACUGGAGUUAGCGACAGUGUGCGAUGUUUUUCUUUUCGAGUCCCCCUCCCCAGUGUGAUUAACAUCACCGCCUUCAGCUAGUUCACAGAGAAACCAGAGAGCAAGAGAUAUGUUUUGAAUGAGCUGACAAAUAUUUAAGGAUUGUAUUUUGGGUAGGGGAGGGACGGGGUUAGACUGGGGUUUGUAGUUUUGGGGGGAGGUACAGAUCAAUGCUGUAAAUUAUAUCAAUUGCAUGUUAUUGUCACCGCUGUAACUGCCAUUGUUUUUUUUGUUUUGGGGUUUGUUUUGUUUUGUUUUUUUCUUUCAAUACAACAGUUGUUUGGGUCGGGGAUGCACAACACUUUAUCCUUAUUUAUGAUUUUUACACAUAUAGUCUGUAUUUUUGUUUUUGAGAAAAUGUUGAAUUGUUGUGUACGUAGGAAAAGACACACUUUUGUUUGUUUGUUUGUUUUAUUUGUUUUAUAAUGUAUGUUCACCGUCAACUUUGCAAUAUACCUUUUUCACUUCGGACUCGUCACUAGUCGUCAAAGAGGAGGAGGAGGAGCUGUAUCUUUAUUAGUAGACAGUGUUUGUUAGAAAAAUGUCCCGUUUCCCCUCAUGUGCCGUGUGUCUUUCUUUUCAGUUAGGUGUGUGUGUGUAUGAGAUGUUUAUUCGUGUACCAAAAGUCUUUAUUGAUGGUGAUUAUUAUUAUUAUUAUUAUUUUUAGCUUUUAUUUUUGUCCGUUGUUUUGUUUUUUAUUAUUAUGCUUACUAUGAUUACUGUUUUUGUUAUUAUUAUUAUUUUUGUUGUUGUUAUUAUUAUUAUUCAGGGCAAAGUUGACACCAAAUUGAACAAAUAAAUAAGAAGACAGUGCUGAGAGCUGGACAGUGUUGUCCGUCUCUCAAAAGGUUGCUUUUACUGGCGAGGUGGAGCGGUUGUUUUUCUCACGAUGUAGUGUCUGUCCACCUUAUUUAAACCGCCACAUAAAGUUAACCUCUUAGCUGAAAGUCUAAUAGUAUUUUUAUUAUUAUUAUUAUUAUUAUUACAUAUUGUUUUUCCUUUGAUCAGAUAUCAUGAUCGAUUAAUUACUUGUUACCCCAGUUUGGGACAUAAAAUGUGUGCUGUUAUUUUAUUAUUUUUCCCCCCUCUCAUCCCUGCCCACUGCUUUUGGAUUUUAUUUUUUAUUCUAUUUUAUUUUAUGAUGAUUAUUUUUAUUUGUAUUAUUUGUAUUAUUCUUUCUGGUGUGUUUGAUGCUGUAGUAGCGAGCUGAUUGGUCAAAUACCAGAGCUUUUUUUUUUUUCUAAUGCUGAGACUGUCAUGACUGAUGUUGCACUUGUGAUGGGUUUUAUUUAGUUUUUUGUUUUGUGUUGCAGACUGGGAUUGUUGUGCAGAGAGGAGAAUACUGGUUGUGAAAAUGUGCAAACAUUUUAAAAUUUGUUUUCCUUAUUUUCUUAAAGUCACAGCAGUUAUUUUAUCAAUCAUAGAUCUGUGACACAGAGCAAGAAAGUGAUUCAACAGUGUAUUUUUUUCACUGAUAUUUAUUUAUUGGAUAUGUUUGUGGUUUUUUUUUUUAAUGUUUAUUGCUUUUUUGUGGAGGGCAAACAGGGCUCAAGGUAGAGGAGUAGUCAAAAAAUUGGCAUUUAAACAUUUAAAUAUUGUACUCAGCCAUCACACUAACAUAUACUGUCUGUUAAGUGACAGAUUGAAAGGUUAAAUCAGAAACCUGCAGCACAGUAAAGUGCAGUCUGACAUCCACUAUUGUGUUCACUGUUUACCCUCUCAGAAGGCCCCAACAAACAAACUGCUCAUGGUUUCAAGCCGAGUAUCCACAGCAUGGUGUAUUUGAACUCUAGUGCUUUGCGAAGAAUCACAGUUAAAGCUUGUAUUGUUUGAAACAUGGAUGGUUUUUAAAUUAGUAAAUACUGAAUGCCAGCUACAAAGCAGACUACAUUUAUUUUUUUGUUUGUGUGGGUUUUUUUUUUUUAGUUUUAGGUAUUUUUUCUGAUGAUAACUACUACGUAGGCGUGUCCCUGUUAGCGAGGUGGGACACACCUGCUUUGGAAAUAUCAUCAAGGUUUGUUCUCAGUGUAGAUCGCAUGACUUUGCUAGUUUGCAGGGUGGGGGGAGGGUUGACUUCAGCUGCAGUUCAAAGUCUUGUAUGUACGUCACAAUGGAUAUAUUGUCUUGACAGUUGUAUCAAUUGACACAGCUUUACUGCCUGGUCCUUUUUAUUUUUGUUGUUUUUGUUUUGUUUUUGGCUGUAUUUUAUUUCUCCCCCCCGCCCCCCAACCCCACCCCGAGUCUCAUUUCAAACAGAAUAAAUGCCAUUAUAUUGUGAAUACCUCAGGAUUUUUUUGGAGAGAAAAAAUAAUAAAACACCUAAAAAUCAAAUAAAUAAAUAAAAACUCAUAAAAAUUGA